Macadamia integrifolia is the source of this 1636-nucleotide messenger RNA. RefSeq lists its product as uncharacterized. The transcript has 2 exons. Lineage: Eukaryota; Viridiplantae; Streptophyta; Magnoliopsida; Proteales; Proteaceae. Bases 1 to 1263 code for a protein of 420 amino acids. The record is from RefSeq and is a predicted model, not a curated record.
AUGAAAGGUGCUUGUGCCUAUGGUCAGGGUUUUGUUAUUCCUAGUUACUUUACUCUUCGUACCCGUUUGAUUCCUGAAGCUAAGGUAGAGAUCAUGGAAUAUGUGAGCAACAUAAAGUCAACAUGGGGUGGCACAGGUUGCACAAUAAUGUCUGAUUCUUGGACUGACCUAAAGAAGAGGUCUUGGGUCAAUGUGAUAGCUUAUUCUCCUGGUGGGGCUGUAUUCCUGAAGUGUAUUGAUUGUGGUUCAAAUAAUAUUACUGCUGGAUAUCUUUUUAGAGAAAUAUCUAAUGUUAUUGAAAUGCUUGGACCACAACAUGUUGUGCAAUUUGUUUCAGAUAAUGGUGCUAACUAUAAUUGUUAUGGUGAUAUGUUGAUUGGAAAAUGGUCUCACAUGUAUCGGAUAAAUUGUGCUGCACAUGGGAUUAAUUUGCUUUUAAAGGAUAUCCAUAAGCAUGUUAGAUGGGUGAGGGAAAUUAUUGAUGAUGGUAAACAUGUAGUGGAUUAUAUGCACAGGCACACAGCUAUUAUAGCCUUAAUGAGGGAAUUCACAAAUGCCAAAGAGAUUAAGCAGCCUUGCAAGACAAGGUUUGCUACUAAUUUUUUAAUGCUCCAAUCUCUUAUUGUAGUUGAGAAUGAGUUAAGGCUAUUGGUUGCAUCAUCUGAAUGGAGAGGCUUCCAUUGCAAUAGAGUUGAAAUAGCAUUAAAGACUGUCAGGAUAAUUCAAUCUGAUAUAUUCUGGGAACAGGCAAAGGAGGUUAUUGCUUUUAUGGAUCCUUUCAUUAGGAUUCUUCGCCUUGUUGAUUCAGAUGGUUCCACUGCAUGUUACUUGUAUGAAGCAACUGUUAGGGUAAAAGAAAAAUUGAGGAAGUUAAAGGAGAGUGAUGGAGUAAAGUACUUUACCAUAUUGGAUUUGUUUGAUACAAGGGUGGAAAAGAAUAUAAUUCAUCCUGUUCAUGUGCUUGCUGCAGCUUUAAAUCCUAAUAAUUUGUUUGAUGGUGGACUUUUUAUUGAGACAAAUACAGUUGUGCAAGCUCAAGAAUGUAUUGUGGCAACCAUGGUUCCUCUAGAAGAUCAUGAGCAAUUCACUGCAGAAAUGGUUGAAUAUCGAAUGAGGAACCCAAAUUUGUUCAAUAUCACAGGAAAGUCUUUAAUGAAAACUAACCAUCCAAGGAUUUGGUGGGAAUAUAUGGGUGGUUGUCUUCCUGUGGUUCAGAAGGUUACUUGUAGAAUCUUAAGCCAACCUUGUAGUUCCUCUCCUUGAGAGAGGAAUUGGAGUGCUUGGGACGCUGCACAAACAAAGAAGAGGAACAGGUUAACUCCAGAAAUGUUAGAAGAUUUGGUAUACAUUAGAAUGAAUUCUUUGAUGAAGGAGAAAUAUGAAAGCCAAGCAAUUCAGGAUACAAAACCUAUUGACCUAGAGAAACUUGGUGAUUUGCCUGAUGUAAACAUUGAGUUGGAGACAGAGAGACUUGAAGAGACAUAUGUUGAACCUAUUCAUGAUCAACCUAAUUCUAUAUUAUGAUACACUUGUGCUUUUUUUUUUAAUGAAAUGGGAUGAUGUAAUUUGGAUGAUACAUUUUGGAUUAUGUAGUUUGGAUGAUGAUUUUGGAUAUUUAAAUGAUGUAUUUUGGAUA